AUGUCUACUUUAAUUAGCUCUAGUAAUAGUCUGAUCAGAUCAGCUCCUGGUAUUUCAACAAACAAAAUCAUGACAACAGUCCCAAUGAGAUUUCAGUCAUCGUUUACAUUUUUAAAUAAUCAUAACUUGAUACUCAAAAGGCAAUCAAAACAAAAUAAGAGAAGAACAAAACGUUUAUCUCCAACCGUGACUACCACUUCCAAAUAUCAUCAACAUACACCCUUUACCGAUCUAUCUGCUGGUUCAAAUGAUCCUAAGGUUUUAGCGGGACUAAGCAAGAAAUAUAAAUUAUACUCAUUACCUAGAGUACCCUCCACAAGACAUUUAGAUCGUGAAUCGAUUAAUUUAUCUGCAUUGUAUUCCGGUUAUAGGCCGAUGUUUUUCAACCCAAAACAUUUGGAUGCCUCUAAUAAUACUAAUACUAGUACAUUAUACGAAUUUUCAAUGAAUCUUGAGGAACCAAAUUCUAUGUGGUAUAAUUCUGCUGCUGGUUUAGAGACAUUUAACGAGUGGGAUAAUAUACCAACCUCUGUAAUGAAAGAUUUGAAACCAUUUGUUCCACCGGCACCCAACAAUAAAACCUCCCCUGUAGUAAAUGAAACUUUAACUCAGGAAGAAAAACCUAUGUUAACAAAAUUACAAGCUGAUCCUGCUGCAUUACUCGAACAGGUAUCUGGUUUGUUACAGAAAAAGAGAGGAAGAAAGAAGCCACUAUUUACAUUAAUCCAUACCAAGAAGUAUCCUCAUAACUAG
Maudiozyma saulgeensis is the source of this 753-nucleotide messenger RNA. NCBI's taxonomy places the organism in Eukaryota, Fungi, Ascomycota, Saccharomycetes, Saccharomycetales, Saccharomycetaceae. The record is from the annotation of a GenBank genome assembly.